Molecule: messenger RNA, 783 nt
Organism: Dermacentor albipictus
Lineage: Eukaryota; Metazoa; Arthropoda; Arachnida; Ixodida; Ixodidae
Product: THAP domain-containing protein 11-like
Source: RefSeq, a predicted model, not a curated record
AUGCCGCGCAACUGUUGUGUGCCGCUGUGCGGGACGAACUCCAGGAAACACCCCCACAUCCGCUACCACGAAUUUCCGUGCGACGCGAAACGCCGGGAAGCUUGGUUGCGCAACAUCUCCAGGGAAGGAGCCGGCGGGAAAGGUACGAAGUGGCUACCGACAGACAGGUCACUGGUGUGCGCCCUACAUUUCACGGAGCAGGACUACAAGGUGGCCAACAAGAACAGGGUGCUGUUGCAGACCGCUGUGCCAACGGUGUUCCCCGGUUAUCCAAGCUACAUGAGAAAGAGGGCCCUCUUGAGAGCUGCUCUGGCUCGAACGGAGCGGUCGCGACCAGAAAGAACGGAAAAUGCUAUGAAGGGGCGCGGCGACGUUGCCUCACCAGACAAGCGCAUUGCCGUUCAAGACGACAAAGUUCUUGACCGUCGCGAAGACUCUGAACCAGUGGUUGAAAACCGCGAAGUAAGUUCGCCCUCUGAAAAUGAGCCUAUCCGAACGUCCUCCGAGUGUGAAACGACGGCAGAAGGCUCGAAGGAAACAACGCGCCGCCUUCGAGCAAAGAUCGUCCGUCUUAAUAGAGAGCUGCAAACACUGCAGCGUAAACUUGAUGAAGCCGAAGAGCGAGCUCGGGUUUACGAAAGUAACAAGGACAUUGACUGUUUUAUGAGGCUGAUCGACGCCGCUGCUCAUGGUGACGAGACCGCCGGGUCAAUUGUGAACCAAGUCUACAGCUUCCAUGGAGAGGCCGAAUUUGGAAUUUUUCCGUGCCCAAGCAAGGGGUAG